Molecule: messenger RNA, 1609 nt
Organism: Marasmius oreades (fairy-ring Marasmius)
Lineage: Eukaryota; Fungi; Basidiomycota; Agaricomycetes; Agaricales; Marasmiaceae
Exons: 12
Coding region: 197-1435 (412 amino acids)
Source: RefSeq, a predicted model, not a curated record
UUUCAAUUGAAUAAGUCCUUAUCCGAUCGGUACAUUCUGGGACUCGUCACCUGGAACUUUGAUAUCUACGCUCAUACAUAAAACGGGUAUCUCAUCAUCGUCUUCAAGGUUCCCCUUUUCCUUCCGUUCCCUUUCUCCCUCCUCCUCCUCCCUCCCUCCCUCUGACCGCCUUCCGUCGAACAAGGAACACUGGGGAAUGUCACUCACGACAUCUUACGCUUCGCUUCAAAUCCUUGCAAGUGUGAUCCAUCUAAUAGGUGCCUCGGUUCUCGGAUACUGCUUAUCUCGUCGUACACCGCCCUUAAAUCGAUGGGAGCCGUGGAAGCAUCUAACAUGGGGAAAGACGUGUAUCAUUCUUGUGUUAUUGGAUUCAUGGAUAUUUGUCGUAUUCUCUGGUAUAUUAUCGACAGGUGUGGGAUUAAUAGGAUCAAUUACGACAUGUCAAAUCGCCAUUAUUCUUUGUAUUCUUUGUUAUGGAAGUACGAAGCUCUUCAUAUACGCGUUCCUCGUUGAGAAAGUCUACAUCGUAUGGUCAUCCGGCAACCAAACUCCACGGUUCCAAACCCCUGUCUAUCGAAUAUGUUGCACCGUCCAACUAGGUUACCUCGUCAUCUUCUUUUUGAUGAUAUUCGGACGAAAGAGUUUUAUGAAUGAAGACCGGGUGUGUGUGUUGGGCCUUGAAUCAUUUGCAACUAUCCCCCUCGUGGCCUACGACUUAUCCCAGAACGUGUUAUUCACUGGGAUGUUCCUGUGGCCGUUUUGGAGGUCACACCCGAUGAGUCCGAAGUUGAGGGCUAUGGCGAAGAAAACGCUUUAUGCGGCGUGCGGAAGUCUUACUGUGUCCGCUGUUAACUAUGUUGUCAUCAUUGCAUUGCAUGGACAGGAGAUAGGUUGGAUAUGUCUCGUUAGCUGCGUAACUGAUGUAACACUAAACGCACUCCUCCUGUUCUGGGUCAGCUCAGGAUCUUCACGCUCCGGUGAAUGCUGCGACCGGUUCUCCUUACCUCAGAUGGACAUGACUGCUCUCACCUUCCCCGACUUUCCCGAUUCAGAAGUGACGACCAUAGCGACGGCUUCAGCCUCCAUAUCCCCGACCGUACGAGCUGCCAACGCCAUUAGUACCACCACCACCACCACAACAACAACAAUAGCUGUGACGGCCCGGGCGACUAUGUUACGAAAUACCGUUCCUCCGUCACAGAAAAGUCCGACGUUGAUAAAGUUCCCGGAUGAGAUGUUUGAUUAUAUUCCGAGAGAUCAUCGAGAUCCUUUGGGGGAUGAAGAGAGUGAUGCUGUUGAGAUUAUAGUAGUUGGAGACAGUGACGAUGAUGAUGCAGAUACUCUGAGACCAGUUCCGGUUGGAAGGGACCUGGAUGUAGAGGCAAGUCAAAGUCCCCGGCGUAUAGAGGAUUCAAUACGCAAUACACGAUCCUAAUGAUAUACCCCACAUCGCGGAACCAUUUAUCACUUGUAAUAUACCGUCUACCAUUAUUCACCAGGCGAACGGACACACGUAUAAAAUACCAGUCAUUCUUUAACCAUCGGAUACCUACUUCUUGUGAUGUAAUUCAUAAUUGAAUGAAGGAUAGUGAAAGUAUAGGUAUAGGGC